AUGCGGCAUUCUCUAUGGGCUUCUACGCUUGUGCUGGCCUCAGCUGCCGCUACAACUUCACUGGGUGACAUCUGUACCACCGCAUAUGCGAAGAAGGCGUUGCCAGUAAAUGCCAUUCAUGGUGUUACCGUUGAUCCCUCUUCAAUUUCUACGAGUCUUGUCACCAAUUUCACCGCUAGCAACGUCUUCUACCCUACCUCAACCUUCGAUUACUGCAAUGUGACUUUUGCCUACUCUCAUGACGGCAUUGACGGGGAUAUUGUUCAUGUGCAAUACUGGCUUCCAGCUCCAGGACAGUUUAAGAACAGAUAUGUGUCCACGGGUGGAGGUGGCUGGGCUAUCAACUCAGGAUCCUUGUACAUCCCAACCGGUGUUAUUGUUGGCGGUGUUGGGGGUUUGACCGAUGGAGGAUUUGGAAGCUUCAAUACCCAAUUCAGUUCCGUUGCUCUCUUGGAAAAUGGAACUAUCAAUUGGCAAGCGACGUACAUGUUUGGCUACCAAGCCCAACAUGAGCUCGCUGUGUUGGGCAAACAGCUGACAAGAAAUAUUUAUAACGUACCCUCCAGCGAAAAGAUCUACUCCUACUACCAGGGUUGUUCUGAGGGAGGCCGCGAGGGAUGGAGUCAGGUCCAACGGUUCCCCGACCAGUUCGACGGUAUAGUUGCCGGCGCUCCAGCCUUCCGGUGGGCGCAACAGCAAAUCAACCAUUUGACUGGAAACGUCAUCCAGAAAACGCUUGGCUACUACUCACCCAGCUGUGAGCUUGAGAAGAUUAUGAACAUGACCGUCGCAAGCUGCGACCCCCUGGAUGGCAAGACCGACGGCAUUGUAUCGCGGUCUGACUUGUGUUUGAAGAAUCUAAACUGGGAUUCCAUCCUGGGCACUUCUUACUCGUGUCCUGCGGCGAGUGGCUCCUCAUUCGCGGGCGCCACACCUGCACAGACAGGCAAUGUAUCUGCCAAAGCCAUUGAAGUCAUCAAGACCUAUUGGAAUGGUCUUCUCGACUCCGACAGCAAGCGCGUUUAUUUCAGCUACCAGCCUGGUUCUACUUUCGCGGAUCUUCAAAAUGCAUAUGAUUCCUCCACUGACAGCUGGAAGCUCGACAUAAAUGGUCUCGGUGGCAUGUGGAUUGGCUUGUUUAUUGAUCUUUUGCAAGAGACCAACAUUCCCAGCUUGGAGGGCGUGACCUACGAUACCCUUAGGGAAUGGAUGGUACUUUCCCAAAAUAAGUACGGAGACAUCUUCCAAACGACAUACCCAGACUUGUCGGACUUCCAAGCUGCCGGUGGAAAAGUCAUCCACGUCCACGGAGAGCAAGAUGACUCAAUUCCCGCAGCUUCUUCGGUCCGUUACUGGAACUCGGUCAGGGAAAUCAUGUUCCCCGGCAAGUCGUAUAAUGCAGGUGCAGCCGCUGUCGAUGACUUCUAUCGACUGUUUCUCAUUCCAGGCGUGGGACACUGUAGUACCAACAAGUACCAACCCGGUGCACCAUGGCCGCAGACAACUCUGCAGACUCUCAUUGGCUGGGUUGAGAAUGGCAAGGCGCCGGCAACACUCGCUGGGUCUGGUGAGGUUGAAACAAUAUGUCGCUGGCCUCUUCGCCCACUUUGGACUGCGAAUGGAAAGAAGUUCCAAUGUGUUUAUAGUCAGGAAGCUAUUGAUAGCUUUGGUUAUGAUUUGGAUGCGUACAAGCUUCCUGUGUACUAA
Molecule: messenger RNA, 1707 nt
Organism: Penicillium robsamsonii
Lineage: Eukaryota; Fungi; Ascomycota; Eurotiomycetes; Eurotiales; Aspergillaceae
Product: Tannase/feruloyl esterase
Exons: 3
Coding region: 1-1707 (568 amino acids)
Source: RefSeq, a predicted model, not a curated record